Messenger RNA from Pieris rapae (cabbage white), 1220 nucleotides. RefSeq lists its product as uncharacterized. The record is from RefSeq and is a predicted model, not a curated record. Bases 225 to 1043 code for a protein of 272 amino acids. Lineage: Eukaryota; Metazoa; Arthropoda; Insecta; Lepidoptera; Pieridae. The transcript has 6 exons.
UGCGCGUAGCACGUUCUCCGUGAUUCAUUCCGUAGCAGAAUUCGCCCGUUUACGGAUACUUGUAAACAACUCGUAGAGUAUAUUAAAUUGUAUUAAAAUAAUAAGUUAUUAAUAUAAAUGUAGUGGUUAUUUGUCAAUAUAGAUAUGAAUAAUAUUUAAAGUGCUGUGUCGUCAUAAAUAAAGUGUUAAAUGUUGCUUAGUAUGUAGUGACAGUGAUAGCAAGGAUGAAGGUUUUCAUUCUAUUAGCAGUGUGUGCGUUGAGCUCAGCGUACAAGAUCACACAGUUGAAAGUGCCGCUUUACGCAGACCCGCGUCGAGCUGCGGAACUCAGCUGCCACUUCCAGAUGGAUGACCAGAAGCUACAUUCCGUGAAGUGGUACAGAGAUAUGCACGAGAUCUUCCGGUAUAACCCCUCGCAGAAGCCACCAAUCCGAUUAUUCAAUGUGACCGGCAUCAUGGUGCAAGGCGGCGAAUGCCAGGCAGAGUGGUGCCUGGUGCGUGUGAUGCCUCCGCCUGUCGCCGCUAGAGCAGCUUACAGCUGUGAGAUAUCUACGGAAGGACCUAAGUUCCAGAUAGCGCGUCAAACCAAACAUAUGACUGUCGUCGCGAUGCCAGAGAAGGACCCAGUCAUAAUUGGUGCUCCAAAAUUAGUGAAACCCGGAGAGCAAAUAUUGCUUAAUUGUACCUCUGACUAUUCUCUCCCGCCCGCUGAUAUCAACUGGUAUAUUGACAAUGAGCUUCAAAAGCAAGAGCCGUGGCAACGCACAGAGCAGAGCUUACCGCAAGCAGGUGGUUUGCGAGCGUCAUGGCGCGUGCUUCGUGUGCCGGUUCCGCCAGCAGAGAGCGGAGCACUGCGGGUGCGUUGCGAGGCUGCAUUGCCCGUGGAACCACCCGUUCGCCGUGAUGAUGCUGUUGUACUUACUCUGUAUUCGCGCACGCAGCUCUCCAAGUACGUUUCUAAUGCAGGUACGAACGUGGAUAACGAAAUUAAGCUAUCAUUGGCAAUCCUGUGGACUUACAUUUUAGUUACGGUAGGAUUAUGAGGCUAAGUUAGAUAAUGGUGAUGUUAGUGUAAGUCCGUAGGGAUAUAUAGUCAGAUUAUUUUUAGCAUAAGAGCUUUAAAAGUGCACAAUUCAAGCAAAAUGUGAACAUAUUAUUAUAACAGGUUGAGUUUUUGACGUGACAACGUCUUAUAAUUCGAUGGAGAUGGCUGCACGCAC